ACCUGCAGUUGAGAUCAGGAGGAUCCGGGACGGUCUUCACCAGAGAACAGCUUUGCAUUGCAAACGGAGCACUGUGGGGACAUCCUAGAAGAAACACCGGGGAAAUAAUAAAAAGCACAGAAUCCAAGCUGAAACUGCUGCUUCUGCUUGCUCGCAACCAUGAAAAUUGGCUUCGUUAUAUCGCUGACGGGCGCCUUACUGUUGGGCACAUCUUGGGGGAAUUAUGGAGACCAUACAAGUAAACGGCCUUGCAGACCUGGAUUUUCAGAAAGUUUUUAUACAGUGUUUGUUUCAAGGGAUAUACUAGAAGGUCAAAGCAUUCUCAAAGAUACCACGGUGUCUUCAGGACGUGUAAAAUUUGAUGACUGCCAAGGGAACCAGAGAGUCGGGUUUGAAAGCAGUGACCCGAACUUCAGCGUACGGACAGAUGGCUCAAUCUAUACAGAGCAUGAGGUGGCCGGCCUGUCAGAGCCAGUCCAGUUCAUGGUCACAGCCAAGAGACCACCUAACAUGCAGAUCUGGGAGACAACCGUCAAACUGGCUUUGGCUGGACAAACAACACCCUUUCCCUCUCUGGUGAAGCUAAUAGGGAAAGAGAAUACACCCCCAGAGUCAGAUCCUCAGCUGAGCGUAACCCUGUUUCCUUGGAAACAACAGCUGAGCUCAAAUGGGUUGAGACGACGGAAACGCGAUUGGGUCAUCCCGCCAAUCAAUGUGCCAGAAAAUUCCAGAGGGCCGUUCCCCCAGAUGCUCGUCAGAAUCCGGUCAGACCAAGACAGAGAGACUCUGAUUCGGUACAGCAUCACUGGAGUGGGUGCUGAUCAGCCCCCUAUGGAGGUGUUCAGCAUUGACCCAGUAGCUGGAAAAAUGUUUGUCACUAAGCCUUUGGACCGGGAAGAAAGAGCCUCCUAUCAUCUGAGGGCGCAUGCAGUGGACAUGAAUGGUAUCAAAGUGGAGAAUCCCAUUGAUCUCUACAUCUAUGUGAUAGACAUGAAUGACAACAGGCCGGAGUUUCACAACCAGGUCUACAAUGGAUCAGUGGAUGAAGGAUCUAAGCCAGGAUCCUACGUGAUGAAGGUGACAGCAAACGAUGCAGAUGAUGAUACAACAGCCAAUGGGAUGGUGCGAUACAGGAUUCUCUCCCAAUCCCCACAUAGCCCUAUUCCCAACAUGUUCACCAUCAACAGCGAGACCGGAGACAUUGUCACAGUGGCAGCUGGGCUUGACAGAGAGAAAGUGUCCCAGUACACCGUCAUUAUCCAAGCCACUGACAUGGAAGGCAAUCUUAACUUUGGGCUGUCCAACACUGCCACUGCCAUUAUCUCGGUGACAGAUGUCAACGAUAACCCUCCAGAGCUCACUGCCAGCACUUUUUCAGGCGAGGUUCCAGAAAACCGAGUGAACAUUGUGGUUGCCAAUCUAACUGUGAUCGACAGGGACCAACCCCACACUGCCAACUGGAAUGCUGUGUACCGGAUAGUGAGCGGGGAUCCUUCUGGCCACUUCACCAUCCGGACUGACCCUAUAACCAAUGAUGGCAUGGUUACAGUGGUGAAGCCUGUGGACUACGAGAUGAACCGCGCCUUCAUGCUGACAGUGACUGUGUCCAAUCAGGCCCCCUUGGCCAAUGGCAUCCAGUCCUCCUUCCAGUCCACAGCAGGGGUGACCAUCUCCGUGAUGGAUGCCAACGAGGCACCUUUCUUCCCUUCCAACCCCAAACAGAUCCGCUUUGAGGAGGGCGUCCCUGCUGGCACCACCCUAACCACUUUUGCCGCUAAUGACCCUGACCGCUUCAUGCAGCAGACUAUCAGGUACUCCAAGCUGUCAGAUCCAGCAAAUUGGCUGAACAUAAAUGCCACGAACGGUCAAAUCAUCACCACAGCAGUCCUGGAUCGGGAGUCAAUCUAUGUUAAAAAUAACAUUUAUGAGGCCACCUUCCUUGCCGCUGACAAUGGAUUUCCUCCAGCCAGUGGCACAGGCACACUACAGAUCUACCUGAUUGACGUCAAUGACAAUUCGCCAGAGCUCUUGCCCAAAGAGGCCCAGAUCUGCGAGAAGAUCAAUACCAACUCCAUCAACAUCACUGCUUCUGACUCUGAUGUGGAGCCUAAUGUUGGCCCCUUUGUGUUUGAGCUGCCAAGCUCCCCUCCCAGCGUGAGGCGUAAUUGGACGAUCUCCCGUCUUAAUGGUGAUUAUGUCCAGCUGAGUCUGCACAUCCAGUACCUGGAGUCUGGGGUAUACGAUGUGCCGAUCAUUGUUUCAGACUCAGGGAACCCUACCAUGUCCAACAAGUCAAUCAUCAAGGUGAAGGUGUGCCCCUGUGAUGAGAAUGGUGAUUGCACCACCAUUGGAGCUGUGGCUGCAGCAGGGCUGGGCACUGGUGCCAUCAUUGCGAUCCUCAUCUGUAUCAUCAUACUGCUCACCAUGGUGCUUCUGUUUGUGGUCUGGAUGAAGCGACGAGAGAAGGAGAGGCAGACCAAGCAGCUGCUGAUUGACCCCGAAGAUGAUGUACGUGACAACAUCCUGAAAUAUGACGAGGAGGGUGGAGGAGAGGAGGACCAGGACUAUGACCUGAGCCAGCUGCAGCAGCCGGAAUCUCUAGAUCACAUCAUCAGCAAACCCCCUGGGAUCAGGCGGGUGGACGAGAGGCCUGUUGUGGCCGAAUCCCAGUACCCAAUCCGACCAGUUGUCCCCCAUCCUGGAGACAUUGGGGAUUUCAUCAAUGAGGGCCUGCGAGCUGCAGACAAUGACCCCACCGCCCCGCCCUACGACUCCCUGCUGGUGUUCGACUACGAGGGCAGCGGCUCCACUGCGGGUUCAGUCAGCUCCCUCAACUCAUCUAGCACCGGCGACCAGGACUACGACUAUCUCAACGACUGGGGUCCUCGUUUCAAGAAGCUUGCCGACAUGUACGGGGGCGGGGACGAAGACUAACCGCCCUCGGCCGCAAGACGUGCCAACCACACUUCACCACUUAAGAAACAAAACAGAAAAAACAACAACAACCCAAGUGAGGACGAUACAAAGGCAGCUUUUUAAUGAAUUCCCCCUGCUGACUGUAAAAACAAAGAAAAAACAAUAGCAUUUUAUUUUUAGUGGCAGGGUUUCUGUUUCUUUUUAAGUUGGAUUUUUGGUUGUUAUUAUUAUGAUUAUUUCCACUCUUUUAGAACAUAAGCUGUCUAAUAGCAUGAAAAAGAGAAAAGGCGCCUUGUCUCUGUGCCAUUAUUCGGUUUCAGUGCAGCCAGCAGGGAUGUUGUUUAUUUUUUUGCUCAAAACCUUUGCUUUAUCACUAAAGAGAGUGAAAGGCACUCUUUCUUAACUUGAAUUCCUUAGAACAGAAGCACUGUUGUUAAAAAGUGCCUUUUUGGUGCGUUUAAUCGGAUUCCCACUAUCUCAGGAUUGGUUGCCAUUCGAAUGGAUCGGGCGGCACGCUUCUCUCUUUCCCUCCCUCUCUCUCGAUGACCCCCAAAACUCUCUGGUCAGUAACGUAGGAAAAACAAAAAAGUAAAAUCUGUCUGUACAAAUACUCAUUUUGAUUCUGCUUCUUGUGAAACUGGGUAUUGUGUAAGACAAAGUAGGGAAAACAGAGAGCUUUGUGCAAAUAAUACAACUAUCUUUCAAUGGGAGCUAAUCCGUGUUUUCAUUGUGGAGAGAUCCAAACUCAAAUGCCCAGGUCUUUGGAGCAUUGCUGCAGGGUUAGGGUUAGUCAUAUUCGCUCCUGUUGCAGAAGUCCGUAAACUUCUUCUCAUGUGCAACUUACAGCUAUUUCAGAAUUAAAAAAAAACACGAGGCGUAUGUCUUCAAUGCCAUUUGUACAAUUCUGAAAUACCUGAUGCUCUAUCUUAAGAAUUUAAACUCUUGGAAGUCAUUCUUCCUUUGAUACCUUGGAUCACCGAGUAUUUGAGUUUGGGUAGCUGCUGUCCUGUACCGUUUUUGAAAACACGUUCCUGUCUGUGCUGCUUCGCACUUGUUGCAAGUCUUUAACCAGACAUGGAGGAUGUAGGAUGAGGAGCACAGGGGAAUAUUAAUUGAUUCUACUUUCAUUUGUCUCCUGAUGACCUGAGAUGUAAGAAAGAAACUCUCAAAGGCUUGUACAAGUGAGAAAGAAGUAACAGCUGUGGAGAAUCUGGAUUCAAGAGGGUGACUUUUCUUUGUUUAAUGAAGUGAAAAAAAUGCAUGAAUUUUCCAAAGGUUUCAAAGUGACAGGUGUAAUUCUGUGGUCAGACUGGUAAAUGUGGUUAGGGAAAAUAUAUACUAUAAAAAAUGUAAAGUAUUUUUUUUAAGUAUUAGAAAAUCGCAAGCCGUCUGUGCUGCUUUCCUUUCCUGGUGUGCAUACCAGCAAAAUCGUGCAUCGUGGAGCCCUGCUGCUCGAAGCUUCAACAUAUUAUUGAGCAUCAGUGUGUUUUAUACUGGGUUGCUUCAUUGUGAGUUUUGCUAAAGUGUUCUAAAUUCAGGUAUUGACACUGCUGAUGCGAUUCCAUUGCAUAACAAGUCGUUACAGAAACCUGUCUCAUUUAACAAAUUCCAAUAUCAAUCCUCCAAGUUUCAGUGCAAGAGCGCCCACUCAUCGAAAAGCCAGUGAGUGACUGAAAUGGCAUUCUUAUAAUCAUGACUGGUGAUAUGGGACAUUGCUUUGCUGUUCAUUCAGUUAAAUAAUAGAUAUGUGUAUUGUAUAUUUCAUUUUUUUUUAAAAAAAAGAGUCUGCACUUUACUUCUUGGGGAACCAGUUUGUUUUUGUAUAUGGUCUGAUCAUGUUGGCCAUCAAAAUGAAAUCUAAUGACUUAGGCAGGGGACAAAGGAAUCACACCCUCUGUCGCCUGAUGUCAAAAAAAGGAUUGUGAUGCCAUAACUACUUGAUAUGCAAACUGCUCUUGCCUUGCUGUCCCAAUUUCAUUCGUUCAUUCACAUCUGAUCUUCAGCUUUUAGUGCCCUCAAAUAAAUCUACUCUAAAAGCUGUUCUGGACCUGAGGAAACACAAUUCCCUGUUUUUCUGUGCAACUCAAAUAUUUAUACCUGUCAGUGGUGUUCCCUUGUUCGUGGUAUCUGGCGCAUUGGUUAGUUUGGUUGGAUUAAUAAAAAUCCAUUUGAAUCCAUUUCAAUAGCAAAACUUCCCUGGAGUCAAAUCCAGUGUUACUGGGAAAUGAUCACCUCCUUUCAAUACUAGAAACCUCUGCAUACACUUGGAAACGUCGUCUCUUUUAUGUUUCAGUUAGCUUGCUCGGUUCCGGAGUUUUAUCCUAUGGUAGUUUAUCUGUCAAAUGAUAACAAAGUCCUUGAGGUAAUCAUAGUAGUAAUUGACUUUUUAAUACAUCAGUGAAAACUGGACUGAAGUCCCUAGCAAGCUGGACAGAGAGAGGACAUGACACAAGACAGAGUUAGCCUUUACCUCUGUAAUUUCCACUGAAAAAGCCUUAUAAAGCGCAAAGAGCAAAACAGGAAAAGUAUACUGAUCGACAUAACUCUAAGAACUCAUGAACAAAGCAGAAGUGCUGCAAUCACCAAAAUCAUGAACAGCCUGGGGAACACAGCAUGAGAUGUGAUGAUGCUGUUCUGUAACAUUGAUGCCUUUGGACAAAUUAGGAAUCACACUGAAGGUGCUGUCGUAUAGCCAUUAUGAUUAACAAGAAUGGUCAUAACAUCUGAUUUAUAGUUUAAGACAUACAGCAACAACUUUAAGAGAUGGGAAGUGCCAGCUUUGGCAAAGUUAUCAAAUAGAAAAAAAAUAAAGCUACUGUACUUGUUUUUUUUAUGAUUCAGUGUAUUGGAAUGCAUGUACAGGGUAAAUAGUUGCUGCUUUUCAUAUAUGAUUCGCAAAACAAAAACUGUAUAUAAGAAACAUCAUUUUUUAAACAUUACAUUAGCAUUUUUAGAUAUUUUGUACAUUCAUUUAAAUGUUGCACAACAUUUAAAAGGAAAACUUGACAUUCCUUGCAUAGUUUAAAUCAACAGACAUUAAUUCACCCAAAAAUGGAUUGCACUUGUAAAUUAGAUGCUUUCUGAGAGACAACUCCAAGACUACCUUCUAUCUUUUGUUUUUUUUUCUUCUUAAGUAUUGGACACACUGUUAACUUUUUUGACAUAGUGAAAAGUGUACCCCCCAAGGCCUCAGAAUCUAUUCAGUAGCCUACUUGUUUUGCUUCUAUUUUGACAGGUUUCCUAAUCAUUAUUCAGCUGAGCUAUUGUACUGUGUUCUAGUUUUUCAGAUGAUUCUGCUCUUCAGAACAGGAUGAUCAUCCAUAGUGAUUCUCAUAAAUUGGAGUCUGACUUGUGCUCAACAAAUAGUCCCCAUUGUGGCUCUGAACCCCAGCAAAAGAAACUGAAUAUCAUAGAGUUAAAUUUCUUCAUGUUUUUAAGAUGGAUGUUUGUCAAUACAACCAGUAUAGAACUCGCCUUCUUUCCCAAGAUCGCAGAUACAACAUAGUAAGCCAUACAGAUUUGAAGGGAUUUGACAAUGCAUUUAACAUUUUAAUUUUUUUUUUAUUCUGGUUCAUUGUUUUAGCCUAGACUUUUAAGCUGCUAACAGGUUGAGAAUAUUUUGCAUGCGCCCUAGUGAAAGUGAAAAUAAUGUUUUGACAUACAAUAAGUAAAUGUUCAAUUGUCCUUUUAAAUGGUUCUUUUUACCAUAUUCACACUUGUUAUGUUUUAUACAAAAUAUCAACCCAGUUUCAAAUUUUCUGUCCUACAUUAAAGUACCUACAGGCAGUUGUGUCUAAAGAAAAUAUUGACCUUGACCAGUAAUUUAUGUUCAGAUGUUUGUUUCCAUGUAAUGCCCAAUUAUAUCCUUGCCCCAAAAUCUAUAAUAUUGCAUUAGGAUCUGACAGCUUUAAUAAUUAUUGGUACAGUAGUACGGAAUAUAUUAAUUUUGUGGCUUCUCCUUUUGAUUCCUUUUGUACUAGGAAUAUAAUACUUUCAACAGUUAAUUGUCUAUAUGGCUACAUUACAAUGAAGGCAAAUUUAAAAUUAAGAAAUGCUCUCUAAACUAUAUUUACAUCCCUCUUGUUUUGGACUCUGUAUGUAGGGGAAACAAGGAUAGAUAUUUACAUUUUGAUGUGGACUUUGCACAGUCAUCCAUCAGAGUCUUAGAAGAACCUUGGCCAGGACCAGAAAUUGUCAAGACUACGUGAGAACAUUCAUUUCCCACCAUUCUUGUGUUUCUGUGACAUACAUUCUGCAGACCAGAAAGGCCUAGAGGCCAUCAUUCAGGUUCCUGCAAAAUGUAACAUUCAAGGUUUUGUUGAAUAUGAAUUCAAAUGAUACAACUAGCAAGUGUUUCUUGAGAAAUACAGGAUUUUAAAAACACAAGCAUUACAAUUUCUGAUUCAAUUGAGUGUAUGUAAGUAUAUGUUACAAGAGGGUUGCAUUUGGUAGACCGCUAGUUAAUUGGUAUCUGAUAUGUAAGCCAUAUAUUAUAUAUUUCUAUAUAAAGCUGUGCAGAAUUCUUAGACGUUGAAUUUUAUUCUCUUUUCAAACGUUUCUCUUCUUUGUGCAGAAACUCAACUGUGGCAAAGAUCUGCUAAUUUCUGGCAUUUUGUUUCAAGCUAAAAGUUAUUUUGUUGUACAAAUGGUUGCCUUUUAGCUUUAUUGAUAUACAGAACAAAUUAUGUUGAUAACAAAGACCAGACAUUGACACUUGAGAAUGUCUGGAAAGUGUGAUGGAUAAGCUAUGAGAACAGUUCACAUUGGCUGCUCAAGUAUAGUUCAGCACCAUGCUUUGCUAUGACCAAGUUUUUUGAUGAUUCUGAUCAAUAUUAAUUUAAAGAUAUCUAAAUGACAACAACCAAGCCUUAUUCAUAAGUAGUAGAAAAUGCUAGUUGAGGCUUUGGGUCAAUUGUUGAUGCUCAUAAAACACAAACUGUAUAUUGUAACUCCUGAUUGUGUGUGAGAUGUCUAAGACUUUUGAACAGCAGUAUACAUACAAUGUUCAAAUUUUGAUUUGAAUUAUCUUGCUAAGACAGAGUUAUUUUUACAAUGCAAAGUCAUAACAUAACCUGUUGUUGACAAACGGCCUAUUUCAGAGGCUUCAGUCUGGGUGGUCCACUGCCCUAUGUCCUCUGAUCAUUUUGAAACCUCUAACAUUAAGAAGCAUUCAGUCCUCAUGCCCUUAGAGUAGCUUUUGUCUUUGAAAAGUAAAAGCAAAAGAUUAAUUACUUUCAGAUUUAAAUCCUGAAGGUAUACACAAAUCUAAGGACUGUAUAGAAUACUAAACCAGGAACUUCAAAAAAGAAAAGGUUAGCAUUAGGGCAAACAUGUUCCACAAAGAAUAAAAAAAUCUAAUUGGCGUCAACAGGCACACAAUUAACCACCUGAUGUUACUCACUUUAGUGUGUACAUAAUGUAGUAAUUGCUUGAAGCUAAACAGAUCAAGUUAGGCAAAAUAUACAUGUAAAAUUGGAUUUUUUUGCAUGUCUUUUUAUAAUGGACAAAAUAAUUAUGAUAUAAUAAUAAAUAUGAUAAAAUCAUGAUAAAAACUGUGUUGCAGCCCGCAUGACUGUGGUUGUUUUCGAAAAAAUUCUGGUGUGUACCAUACUCACAUUGAAAAAAAAAAUCAAAAACACAAUCAUUGCACAGUUAACAAGUUCAAUACUUUUUGUAAACUGUCAACAGCACAACUAUUUUGUAUUGUUGUUUGUACCAUUUUGUACCAAAAAAGUAUAACAAAAAAGGGAAGAGAGUUUCUUGUUUUAAGCGUGUGUUUAUAGUGCCACUGCGAUCUUGGUUCCAAAUACAUAAACAGCCUUGCUGAUUUAUUGUGUAAAAAUAAAAGCUGAGCUGGUGAUAAGACACCAGUUCCCCUGUGUAAUAAAUAAAGUUCCCCUCCUUUUAAA
Lepisosteus oculatus (spotted gar) is the source of this 8825-nucleotide messenger RNA. It is a transcript of the gene cdh4, whose product is annotated as cadherin 4, type 1, R-cadherin (retinal). Gene Ontology annotation, cellular component: plasma membrane; adherens junction; catenin complex. Gene Ontology annotation, molecular function: calcium ion binding; cadherin binding. Gene Ontology annotation, biological process: multicellular organism development; homophilic cell-cell adhesion; calcium-dependent cell-cell adhesion. Lineage: Eukaryota; Metazoa; Chordata; Actinopteri; Semionotiformes; Lepisosteidae. The record is from RefSeq and is a predicted model, not a curated record.